Molecule: messenger RNA, 665 nt
Organism: Momordica charantia (bitter melon)
Lineage: Eukaryota; Viridiplantae; Streptophyta; Magnoliopsida; Cucurbitales; Cucurbitaceae
Source: RefSeq, a predicted model, not a curated record
UUUCACAUUUGCCUUUACUCAUUCAUACUUUCUCUUCUCUAGUUUUUCAACAAAAAAUACAAAUCACUCAAAAUGGCAGGCCGUCAGGAAAUCAGCCACAAGGCCGGUGAGGUCGUUGGCCAAGCUCAGAUGAAGAAGGAUGAGGUCUUGAACCAAGCGUCCCACGACAACGCUUCAUCUACGCAUGAUCAAUCUGCCCAAAAUGCCUCUGAUCUUAAGGGCCAAGCUGCAAAUUUCCUCCAACAGACUGGAGAGCAAGUGAAGAACAUGGCACAGGGAGCGGCUGAGGCUGUGAAGAACACACUUGGGAUGAACACAGAUAGCCCAAACAGCCCAAGCAACAACCCUUCCAACACAAACACAGCCAGCACCAACAGUCCUUCCAACACAAACACAGCCAGCACCAACCACCCUUCCAAUCCAUCCACUAGAAUUUGAAGAGAAAAAAAAUGAAGAAUUAAUUACUUCAUUUUUCAAAUAAUUUCUACUCAUUUAAGUUUCUUUUUAUUUUUGGUUUUUUUUUAUUUGCUUCUUUCAUAUUGCAAGAGUAAUGAGUGUGCAAAUGAAAGAUGGAUUAUUUAUGUAUAAUAAUUAAAGGAAGAGUGUGAUGUAUGGAUCCCCUUCCUUUUUCAUAAUUGAAUUUCAAGUUUUGUUUGACUAAAACA